AUGCAGCUCAACCACCUACCGAAGAGGAAAUUCGAUGACUACACAUCCAGCGCCUACCCACCACACCCACAAGCUACCCCGAGACGCAGGACCUGCAGCCUCCACAACUUGCUGCUGCCCGCUGUAGCCAUUGCCGCUGACCCCGCGGUGUGCGAUUGUGUAGCGCCUGUGGCGGGCAAGGCGAAGAAGCCGAGGAAGAAGAGGGAGAAGGCGCCGCGGAAGGAGAGGAAGAAGAAGAAGGAAGAGGAAGAGGCCAAGCCCAAAGUGCCGUUCCGAGGUUCGCGGUUCGAGCUGUGGCUGGAGACGCGGUUCGAGGAGGAGCUGCUCAAGCUGCUCGAGGUGCCCUUUCUCGAGCUCUCGGCCAACCUCCUCAACGGUGCGUCGUGGGCCAUGACGCGGUCGGCCGAGGAGCGGAUCUACAAGGACAAGUGGCGAAAGCGGUACCACGUCUACUCGGCAGCGGUGGGCGACCUCGUGGCGGACGCGUUCAACUUCCACAUCCGCACCAAGAACCUCGACACGGGCGAGUACAACAAGCUGCCCUUCAUCACGCCCGACAAGGCCCUCUCCUCGCAGCUCUCGUCCUACAGCAGCUACCUCUCCCUUCUCGGCGGUGCGCGCAUCAACCCCGGCGAGGACCACAGCGGCUACCCGCCGGGCGAGCUCGCGGGCGAGGACGCCUGCACGCUCUACGAGGGCUCUGACGUGUCGUUCGUACUCGUGGGCCACCUGGCCGGCCCCAACCCAGCAGCAGCGAACCCGGCCGCCGCUGCUGCUGGAACUGGCAGCCUCCACCUUGGCUUUGCUCCGGCGGCCGACGGCCACCAGCAGUCCGCCGCUACGCUCCAAGCGGCGUACACGCAGGCGCAUCACCUCCAACACGUCCCCACCGACGGCAAUCAUCCGUAA
Molecule: messenger RNA, 909 nt
Organism: Acanthamoeba castellanii str. Neff
Lineage: Eukaryota; Discosea; Longamoebia; Acanthamoebidae
Exons: 3
Coding region: 1-909 (302 amino acids)
Source: RefSeq, a predicted model, not a curated record